AUGUAUGGCAGCAGUUAUCAAGGCUCAGGAGUCAGACGUAAAAAUUAAGUAGAGGACAUUCAAGCAUUAAAUUUGUAUGCAGAUUCAGCGCGGCAAAGAGAAAAUCAGCAAAGGUCGCUGAGAACUGAUGAUAUUCAAGGAGCACAAGCAAAAACGAGUUUUAUGAAAAGAGCAAAUUAUGAAAACUCAGGGUCUGGAUUGAAUUUACCGAGCUACGCAGGGCAGGAAGUACCUCCUGCAGGAAGCAGAAAAGGAAGUGGAUAUAGGGCGAAAGCACCAUUUGCUACAUUCGAAGAUGAGCCUGUCCAAGUGAAAAAUCAAAUAAAUGAAGGGGGAUUAGAAGAAAUAAGAGGAGAAAAUUUGAAUCAAGGAGCAAAUUUUGAAGCGGAUCAAAGAAUUAUUGAAAUGCCUAAAAAUAUUGCUGCAAAUUUUUACGGAGUUACUCCACCUCAGAGUAGCGGAGUCUAUCAAAUUCCAUAUCAAAGCCAAUCCCCUUACCAAAAUCAGCCAUCUUAUCAGCCUGCGCUUCAAAAUAACAGGCCAGUAUCAAAUGAGCAAGUUUACUCUAAAGAUACUGCAAAGUUUUAUGGAGUAACUCCUCCUCAAAGUGGAUAUCCUUCAAAUUUUCCGAAUGAGCAAGCUAAUUUUCAAGCUCCUGAGCAAAUCAAUGAUCCCUUCAAUGAUAAAGAUCUCGCCAAAUUUUAUGGAAUCACCCCUCCACAAUCAGGAAAUAGAGCUAACUUAUUUAUGCAGAACCCUGAUAAUCUACCUCAAUCAAGAGGCCCUAUUAAGCCAAAUUAUGAUAUCCGAAACCCAGAGCUUAAUUCUCAAUCAAGAGGCUCAAAUAAACCAGUUUAUGAUGCAGCUUAUAAUAAAGAUGCUGCUAGAUUUUAUGGCAUUACUCCUCCGCAAACAGGUUCUCAAGCCAAUGCCUAUCCAAAUUAUAAUCAAGAUGUUUAUUUCCAGAAUCAGCCACCAUCUCAAGGCCGUCAGCAAGUGCAGUUACUUUCUCAAGGCCGUCAGCAGGCUCAGUUGCCUUCUCAAGGCAAUCAACAAACAUAUACCAACCCAGUUGAUGAAGGUACAGAUCCUAUGCCUGAAAAUCAAAUCCAGUAUUUUAACCAAGAUUCGGGGUACGAUAAAAAUGCAGCUAGGUUUUAUGGGAUAACUCCUCCACCUACAGGAGGAAGAAGGAGUGAGACUUAUCUGGAAAAUAAUCAAUACCAGAUUGAAAGCAAUCAGUAUGCACCUCCAAUGAGUGGAGGAGGAAGAAGAAGCCUAAAUGCUUAUGAGCCAGAAGCAAAUCCAUAUGUUCAAUCAGUAGAGCAGAGAUCAAUGUCAGCUCAUAAAUUAGAGCCAAGAGCUAUUUCUAGGAAUUCACAAUUACAAGCAUCUUCUAAUAAUCAAUAUUAUGGUAACGAAAAUCCUAUGCCAUAUAUUGACUCUCAAAAAAGAAAUCCUGAACCGUUUUAUGGUAACCCACAAGGGUAUAAUGAAGUCUAUAAUGAAAACUUGCCUCAAGUGCCAUCAGGAGAAAAACCAAUUGAUCCCGAAUUCCAGUACGCCGCUGAAAAAAUUGCUUCAGGCAGAAGAAGCACUCCAGCCCAAAGAGCUGAUUUCCAGCCCCCUAUGAAUCAAUACUCCAACCACCCUUCAUCAAGAGCAAGCUCUAAAAAAAUGCUUUAUUAA
Blepharisma stoltei is the source of this 1689-nucleotide messenger RNA. The record is from the annotation of a GenBank genome assembly. Lineage: Eukaryota; Ciliophora; Heterotrichea; Heterotrichida; Blepharismidae.